This is a messenger RNA of Peniophora sp. CBMAI 1063, 1023 nucleotides long. The record is from the annotation of a GenBank genome assembly. NCBI's taxonomy places the organism in Eukaryota, Fungi, Basidiomycota, Agaricomycetes, Russulales, Peniophoraceae.
AUGGCAGUAGAACCGAUAUUGAGCACGCGCCCACAGCAGGCGUUCAUUCUUACCAUCGUCAUCCAGGCGAUCAUUGUGCUCGUCCUCAUCUCCGUGACGUUCAGACUGGUCGGGGAGAAUGUUGACCUUACGGACAAUCGAUACAAAACUUUACCAUGUUAUCUCGCCCUAUUCAUCUAUGCGGAGCUGUUUGAGUUGUUCAUGGCGUUCGACGCGCUGAGGUUACGAAGCGUCAUCCAGCUAUUCGGAUUGGCAAUAUUCCACCUCGGGAUGAUUGUCUUCGCCGCAAUCGAAGUGCACGAACUUAAAGCAGCACUUGUCAAGAAUCCCGGCUUGUACAGCACAGUCAAGCCCCUUGUCAUCACCGCACCAUGCGUGAUUGCUGCGUCCCUGAUCUCGCUCGGGUGGUGGGUGUACAAAUUGUAUUGGGAGUUCGGUUGGGCGGUAUUCCGCGUUGUGGGCGCGAACCCCUACAUGAAGACGAUGUAUCGCUUCUACCAGAUUCUGCUGUGCUUGUUGAAGUUCGACUUUUUCGCGUUCACGUCGGUCACCAUGAUGUUGCUUAUCAUCGUACUCAAUACCGAUAGCGCCGAGUUUGGGUUGACAAUUGCCGCCAUACCUGUAGUCAUCGUCCUCCUCGUGCUCUGCGCCAUCGCUGUCCAGCGCGAAAUCAGGUGGAUCAUGGUCGUCUCAUUGAUAUUGAUGCUUGCCGCGGAGACAUACUUCGUCUUCAAGCUCGUGCGCUAUUACUCCCCAUCAACAUCAGGACAGUACCUCUCCACCCGCGCCACAAUCACAACAUUCACGAUCAUCGCCUUCCUCCUGUUAUUGGUCUCUUUCGGCAUUGGUCUCCGUUGUCUGGCCGACUUUGACAAGGGCUUGAAGGAAGCAAAGACCACGGGUCAGUUACAGCACUUUUAUGCGCCGUUGUUCAGGAGAGGAAACAGCUCCACACUCGGCGGCAGCCGCGAGUCGAAGCACCUCGCGAACGAGCCGCUCGAGGAGCGUAUGUCCAUCGAGUGA